GUCAGGACGAAGCUCCUGUAGUGGAGAAUUCCCGAAAGUACUUUUGCUCCGUGGAUUUCUUAAAUUGUAGUUUUUCAAUUUUUAGUUCGCUCAAAAUGAGAACUGUGCUUGUAAUUUGUAUAAUGGCUUUGGCUGCAUUUUGCGGCGAGGCAGGGGCUUCACGAUGCCACGAAUGCGUCGGCAAGGGUUGUCACAUGGAAAGGCUAGCGGAGAGAAAAUGCCCGGUGAACUCACAGGGAUGCAUUACCAUUUAUUCCAAGAAGGAUAAAAAGGAAGAAAAUAUUCUGCUGAAGAACUGCUCGCAGCCUUGGAUCAGUUGGCGCGAUGCGUGUCAGAUGGUUUCCAGCAUCGAUCAGUUGCUUCCAAUCAACGUGACAGUGCCCAGCCGCUUUCCCGACGACGGCACUCGAGGUCCCGACUCCACGACGUCGCACAGCACUUUUCCCGACGGCGAAGGCGGCAUAAGGAGACGCCAGCAAAUUGACGGCUAUGUUUGCAACUGCGACGGCGAUUUGUGCAACUCCGCGGCGUCCGUCUCAGUCGCAUUUGUUUCCAUGGGGUUCGGGUACUUGCUCUUGUUUUCACUAGCCAGUUUCUCAAGGAAACUUUAAUAGAACUCUGAGAGCUGUCGAUCAGUUUUUUUUUUCAACGAAAAAAGGCCGCCUUUCGUAAUCUAGAGUAAUUUUACCUGAAGGACUUUGUUUCUAUCGUUGUUUUCUGUCGGUCGUUGAAUUGAGUCGGACCUGAUCCGCGCAAUGAUUUUCGUGAUGUUGCUUACUUUUUAUGCGGUUUAAAUUUACAAGUUUUCCAAGAGAAUUUCGAAAACAAUCGCGGCCAAUUUUUAAUUUGUCGAUCGUGUCGGGAUCAAAUCGAAGCUUAUAUACAUGUGUUGUAUAUAGACGUGAGAAAUCAUAAUUACUUUCUGCUGCGUACCUCUAUGUGAGCAAUAAAUGCAAUCGGAAGUA
Notodromas monacha is the source of this 965-nucleotide messenger RNA. The record is from the annotation of a GenBank genome assembly. Lineage: Eukaryota; Metazoa; Arthropoda; Ostracoda; Podocopida; Cyprididae.